This is a messenger RNA of Mauremys reevesii (Reeves's turtle), 2917 nucleotides long. RefSeq lists its product as uncharacterized. The transcript is spliced from 3 exons. Bases 305 to 2125 code for a protein of 606 amino acids. The record is from RefSeq and is a predicted model, not a curated record. NCBI's taxonomy places the organism in Eukaryota, Metazoa, Chordata, Testudines, Geoemydidae.
GCUCCGUUCACAGGCUGCCUCUGAUAUCUGGGGCAAUAGGCUGCUAAGAAGCAGAGGGUGCCCAAGCAGCUCAAUGUCUCCUUUAUGUCUCACUUCUGGCAGCUUUUGGGUGCUGUGAGGAAGAGCUGGAGGAGGCUGGUGCAUCCCUAGAGACAUGCUGCUCUGUGCACCUGGAGAAGUUCAGCUUGGCUCAGCGCCUGCUCAGCCUCAGGCUGGUUGAGAGGAGGCUACAGUACGUGGCCAGACACCUGGAUGAAGUUCUGAUACCUUUAUAGUCUUGGCCCCUUGCCACACGGGGGAGAUCAUGCCUGUCGGGGGCUGGGAAGGAUCCGCUCAUCCCAUCCAAGCCCAGCCUCUCACCAGGCCUCCUGCCCACAGCAGACGAGACCGGGGAGAGCAGACCAUGGGUCUGGACCAGACGUCAGUCCGUGGCUUAGACUUCAACAUCCGCCAGAAGCAUCUGCAGAGUCAACUGGGGGCUCCUACCCCAUACACAGAGUCGCUGGCCAAGAUGAUCCCUAACGUCCCUGCUCUGCGCCCACCGGACAGAGACCCCAGGGUGAAGUUCAACAUGAGCAGGGUCCCUUUCCUAAGCUGUGAAGUCCUGGAGGAACUGGACUGUCACGUGCACACAAAGAGACUCCAGCAUGAGCAGGGCUUACCCCUCACCCCACAGAAACCCCACACAGCUCUUCUGCCUCCAGCUCCACAAACCCCCAUCCCGGGGGAGCCAUUGCUGGGUGAGCGGGACACCAAGCAGCAAUUGAUAUUAGACACAGAUCGGCCCAAAUGUGGAUUUCCAGCAAAGGUCCCGGAGCCCCUCAGAUCCAACACCAGCCCUCAGCGUGCACAGCCAUGUGUCUGCCCCUCUGGACCCCUGCCUCAAAAGGCCCACAGGAUCCUGGCAUCCGCUGAUGCCAUCCUGGCCAGGCUUGUGCCCACGGUGGUGGUCAAGCUGCAGGAUCACAUUGCUCAGAAAUGCUCAGAGAUCCAAAUGGAGGCGUUCCCAAAGAUGGUGAGAGAGUCGCACAGAGAUGCUCCCCUCGUGAGAGAGACGGCAAUAGCAGAGAAGACGCUCACAGCCACACUCCACCUCUAUAGGAGCGAGUUGAGAAAGCCCCUUACCAGUGUGAGCGGCACCAAAGGGACUGAAGAGAAGCUGGAGCUGCACAUGGAGAGGAAGGUUCUCUUGGGAGAAGGCUCUUGUCUGGGGCCAGGGGCACAGGCAGGUGAGGGCAGGGCAGAUCAUCCCAGGACCCAAAGCCACCAGGUUGCCCCAGAGGCCCCAGGCUCUGAGCAGCUAACAAGAUCCACCCUUGACUCUCUCAUUGCUGGGCAGGCUGCACACGACCUGCAGCUGAAGCACCUGAUGGAAAUGUUGAGCAGAUCCCGUCCCUUGGCGGGCCAGGUCUCAGUCUGCCAGCAGUGCCGUAAGACAUAUCCAGGAAAGAUGAAGGGUAAGAAAACUCAGGAGGAGACAUCUGCUGAGCUGCAUGGUCUUCAAGACAUCAUGGAUCCACAUGGGCUCGAUGGAACUGUGAAUUCAAAGCUCUUCAGGGAUCAGCUGCCAAUUAGAGUCUGCAAGAAGUGCAGUAAGCUUCGACGGAAGAGACCAGCUGGCUCUGCAGGUGCUGACUUGCCCGGAAGAUCCCAUGGAAUUCCACAGCGAUGGACUCCAGGAGACUCCUCAGCAUCAUCCAACAACAAAAAGAUGCCAGUGGUGUGGCUCCUUCCAGCAGACAGGAGAAAGACGCAGGAUGGAAUGGGGAAAACGGCUCCCAGUAAGCAACCAAAGAUGGUGUCCAUUGCUACAAGUACAACAGGGCUUUCGCAAGCUGGGGAGAAAACAACUGAGAGUCCUGACGGUUCUCCCCCAAAGUCACCAAAGGCCUCUAGAGCUAGGACAUCAUCCCCUUCAAGGAGAAAAGUUCCAAUUCUCAAACGGAUGUUAAUGUGCCUCAAGAAAACCUGCACUAAGCUUCAAAACAAAGUGAAGUCCCAAAUGUCCAAGGACUCUCGUUCAAGAACACCUGAUGUAAAUUUACAAAGCCACUCCUUGGGAAGGCAAGGGCCUCCAAGGGUGUCUGGUAGUAGUAUAAGGGCCCUACCAUCAAUAAAACACUAACCCCUCCCCUUGACCCCUCAAAACCCGCUCCUUGACCCCUUAAGCCCCAACCACCUGUCACUGGAAGUCCCACCCAUGGCGGACACAUGACCGGAAGCAAAGUGUGUCAUGUGACCCCUCUAAGAACUCCUCCCACUGCCCUCUACCAAUCAGGAUGUGUUUUGUCCCCGUAGGCCCGCCCCGAGAGGAGAUUUGACCAAUCAGGGGUGUUCUGGGGCGGGGUGACCCAUCCGGAAGUGGUUCAUGUGACCUCUCUAAGAACUCCUCCCACUGCCCUCUACCAGUCGCAAUGGGUUUCAGCCACAUAGGAGCACCCCGAGAGCAGGUCCUUAUCCCCUGAUACCCCUCUCCUGGCACUCCUGCCCCUAACUGCUCCCCAUGAGCAUCGUGGUCUCCGGAGGGGGCGGGGGGGGGCAGGUUUAUGAUGCCCCUUCCCCUAGCUGGCCAGUGAGCCUGGGCAUUGGCCCAGUGGGUCUGGCUGGAGCUGGUUUCCCUGGCAGCACGUCUGGCCUGUGAGCUGCAGGGCCUGCCCGGGGGCUGUGCAGAUGCAGCAGUCGAGCCGCUUAAGGGGGCGGGGACUGGUCCCCGUGGCAUUAGCGCCGGCUCCCUCCCGACUCGCCUUGUACCCUGAGCUGUUUGUUCUUGUUUGCCCCGACAGAGCCCGAGCCCUGAGCAGGGCCUGCCAUGGCCAGAAGCAGAGCUGACAGCCGCCCCUGGCCCCGCAGCCUGGCUCCACAUCGCACCGCGCCGUAGCUUUGUGCAGACACAAAUAAAGGGCUGGAACCUCCCGUG